UGUGUGCGUUUGAAGAAGCUCCUGAGCUCCGAGGCUCCGUAGUGCUGAAAGGACAGCUCCUCCGCUCUCUGACAUCUGCAGAUAUGUUCACCCGGAUGUUAAAACUGAGACUUCUCAACGCUGUAGCACCUGCGUACUUUUUUACGGCUACAGCAGUCACCUUCAUUUUUCACUUUGGCUUCUUCAUUCCAACAAUUUUCCCAAGUCAGGGUAUAUCACUGGACGGGUCCAAAGUUUUACAUACAGUUAUUUUCCUUUUCUUGAUGUUCAAUGCGUUAGGGAACUACAUAAUGACUAUUAAAUACCCAGCUGAGAGUGCCAACGAGACUGUGAUUCCAGUGUGUUCACCUCACUGCUCAGAUAAAGUGGACGCGCACUACCUCCUAAACGGCCGUCACUUCUGCAAACUUUGCAAGAAGGUUAUUCUUAAGAGGGACCACCACUGUUUCUUCACUGGAAACUGCAUCGGCAACAAAAACAUGCGCUACUUCAUCAUGUUCUGCAUCUACACAUCCUGCACAUGUUUAUACUCUUUGGUUCUUGGCGUGGCCUUUCUAACAGUGGAGUACUCUAUCUCUUUUGAGAACCCCCUGACCUUUUUGACUCUUCUCCCGUUCUCCACUGGUUACUUCUUCAUGGGAACAAUCUCAGGCCUGCAGUUGUUCCUGGUGCUGAUGCUGUACGUGUGGCUGGGCAUCGGUUUGGUGUGUGCAGGUUUCUGUUGUCAGCAGGUGCUGCUGGUGGCCCGGGGGCAGACAUGGUGUCAGAUGCAGAGAGGGCAACUUGCAGAGAAUUGCAACCCCUGGAGAGCUAACCUCAAGGACGUCUUUGGCACCCGCUGGAUGCUUGGUCUUAUACUGCCUGUGCAGACAGUAGAGACGUGCUCUGAAGACGCAGAUGCCCAUAAAGAGGACUGAAGAAAAACCUCAUAUCGUAACAAUAGCUCCUCACAGAUCAAAAAAGUGACACAUGUUGUAGAAAAUGCUGUCUAAAGACCCAUGUGGGGAACGAUUUUGAACACAGAGAGGAUGCUUUUUGACGUUUCAAAUAGUCUGUGAAAUAGCUGUUAGCACACAUUCCUUUAAGGACAGGAGCCAUACAAGCAAUGUGAAAUAAGCGUGUAGUCUAAGUGUAUCCUUUAGGUAGCUUUUUAAAAAGGCAAUAUUAAGACAAAUAAGUUGGUCAUUUUUGGGAAUCCAGCAGUUUUACUUACGCUACUAUAAACGCUUGCAUCAAAAUAUAAAGAUGGCUUUGCAUGCCUUCACAGCUUUGCAAUUUUGUAUUAUUUGACAGCCUGUGCCAUGCGGUGCUCUGAGAUUAUCAAAGUGCAAUAUUCUUCCACACAUCCUAUUAAGAUGCUACAAAGCGACGUUCAGGAAACUCCGGGUAGUUUUCGUGACAAUGACUCUCGUUUGUCGUUAAGGGCUAUCAGACAAAGAAGCCGUUUGUCUGCAGCAUAAACUGCCGGGCUUGACAAUACUGUUGUGACAAUUACAUGUUUAGCCUGAUGUACUCUACUCAAAGUAAUGUGACUCAGGCAGUGUGAAGAGGGAAUGCUCCUUUGGAAAAUGGGUGGGGAAGAUGAUUAAUAUUCGAUUAUCCAGGGUUAUUAUUCACAAUGUGCCAUAAAGUCAUUUCUUAUUUGCUUAUAGCUGACCCCAAAGAUGAGGUAUUCACGACACUGCUAAUAAUAAGGCGCUCUGCAUAAUAAUAUUAUUAUUAAGGACUUUUCACUGUUAUUCUGUGACUCCAGCUACAAAUACACUGCUCAUGUCGAACAGGUUUUGGGUUUCAAUAAGUAUACUUUCUAGAGAUAUUUUGUCUAUUCCUGUUAUACCAAUAAAAGUAUUCA
Molecule: messenger RNA, 1852 nt
Organism: Maylandia zebra (zebra mbuna)
Lineage: Eukaryota; Metazoa; Chordata; Actinopteri; Cichliformes; Cichlidae
Gene: zdhhc22
Product: zDHHC palmitoyltransferase 22
Molecular function (GO): palmitoyltransferase activity
Source: RefSeq, a predicted model, not a curated record